AUGGCCGGGAAGGUGGCGCUGCUCCUGUGGGCCCAGACCCUCGGCCUCGCUGGUGCCCAGACCACCCAGCUCCUCGUGGAGCCCCCCUGGAGGCCGGCGGUUCUGUGGGACCGGGUGACACUGACCUGCCAGGGCUCGGGGACAGCCGGUGCCACCACCUGGUACAAGGACAAGCAGCAAUGGUGGCAGCAGGGACGCGACCACUUCAAGGUCACCGAGAGAGGCAUCUAUGAAUGUUACAGACCCGGCAGUGGGUUCAGCUCCCCCGUGGGUGUCUUUGAUGAUGAGCUGGUGUUGCAGGUGCCAGCACAGGCACUGCUGGAGGGGGACACGGUGACACUGCGCUGCCGGGGCCGGCACGACAACCCAGUCACUGAGGCACGAUUUUAUCAGGACGUGAAGGAUUUGGGGGGGUCCCUCACAGGGACCGAGCUGUCCCUGUCCCCCCUGCAGCUGAACCACAGUGGCAUCUACCACUGCAGGGGCCGGGUGGGCUCAGGAAUGUCAAUGUCAGCAGCAGUGACAGUGACAGUGCACGAUCUCUUCUCGGUUCCAGUGCUGGAGGGUCCCCCCGAGCCCACCGAGGGGUCCCCCCUGACUCUCAGCUGCCUCAGCACCCCCAGCCCCCUGCGGCCCCGAGCCCCCCUCCUGCACGUGUUCUACCGGGACGGGCAGGUGGUGGGGGGCCCGCAGGGGUCCCCGCAGCUGCUGGUGCCCGCCGUGGGGGUCUCCCACUCGGGGCAUUACAGCUGCCAGGUGCGCUCCGAGGAGGGGAACGUGAGGAAGAGCAGCGCCCGGCUCCGCGUCACGGUGCGCAUGCCCGUGGCCAAUGCCACCAUCACCCUCAGUCCCCUGGCACACCAGGUGAGCACAGGUGACAACGUGACCCUGCGCUGCUCGGUGCAGGUGGGCUCAGCCCCUGUCACCUUCACCUGGCUGCACAACGGGCAGGAGGUGGCCCGGGGUCCCCUCCUGGAGCUGGGGGACAUCGAUGUGGGACAUUCGGGCACCUACCAGUGCGUGGCCACCAACCAGCUGGGACAGGACGGGCACCGCGUGUUCCGGGCACUCAGCCCAGAGCUGGCCCUGGAGGUGACACCUGGCUCAGCCUGGCUCACAGCUGCCAGGAAGCAGCAGGAAAGGUGA
Molecule: messenger RNA, 1146 nt
Organism: Passer domesticus (house sparrow)
Lineage: Eukaryota; Metazoa; Chordata; Aves; Passeriformes; Passeridae
Product: Fc receptor-like protein 3
Exons: 7
Coding region: 1-1146 (381 amino acids)
Biological process (GO): cell surface receptor signaling pathway
Cellular component (GO): plasma membrane
Molecular function (GO): transmembrane signaling receptor activity
Source: RefSeq, a predicted model, not a curated record